Messenger RNA from Conger conger (European conger), 1019 nucleotides. It is a transcript of the gene hint1, whose product is annotated as histidine triad nucleotide binding protein 1. The record is from RefSeq and is a predicted model, not a curated record. The coding region runs from base 44 to 424 and encodes 126 amino acids. Gene Ontology annotation, cellular component: cytoplasm; nucleus. NCBI's taxonomy places the organism in Eukaryota, Metazoa, Chordata, Actinopteri, Anguilliformes, Congridae. Gene Ontology annotation, molecular function: hydrolase activity. The transcript is spliced from 3 exons. Gene Ontology annotation, biological process: purine ribonucleotide catabolic process.
CCAUAAGAAGCCCGGUGACGGUGGAGCUGCGGCAGCCUGCACGAUGGCGGACGAAGUGGCGAAGGCACAAGUUGCAAAGCCGGGAGGCGACACGAUUUUCGGGAAAAUUAUACGCAAGGAAAUUCCUGCGAAAAUAUUAUACGAAGAUGAACAGUGCCUAGUCUUCCACGAUGUGGCCCCCCAGGCCCCCACCCACUUCCUGGUGGUCCCCAAGAAGCCGAUCGCUCAGCUGUCCACGGUUGAGGAAGGGGACGCCGCUCUCCUGGGGCACCUGAUGCUGGUGGCGAAGCAGUGUGCGGAGAAGGUGGGGCUGCCCAAGGGCUACCGGGUGGUGCUGAACGAGGGGAGCGACGGGGGCCAGUCCGUGUACCACAUCCACCUCCACGUCCUGGGGGGCCGGCAGAUGGGCUGGCCCCCCGGCUAACCGCCCAACCGUCCGCCCCGUAACUCCUCCCCAAACCAACCCAGCUACCCGCCCAACCGUCCGCCCCAUAACUCCUCCCCAAACCAACCCAGCUACCCGCCCAACCGCCCGCCCCGUAACUCCUCACCAAGCCAACCCGGCUAACCGCACAACCGUCCACCCUGUAACCCCGCCCCAAAUCACCCCAACUAUCCGCACAACUGUCCACCCCAUAACCCCACCCCAAAUCACCCUAACUAUCCGCCCAACUGUCCACCCCAGGCCACCCCAGCUAACCACCAAACUAACCCCCCCUCCCAUGACUCUCACAGUCUCCUCCUGGUGAACCACCUGACCCCCAAUACCCCCAAACCCCCCCACCCACACAACACCCCCAAACCCCCCGACCCACACAACACCCCCAACACCCCCAAACCCCCCAACCCACACAACACCCCCAAACCCCCCACCCACACAACACCCCUAAACACCCCCCACCCACACAGCACCCCCAAACCCCCCGACCCACACAACACCCCCAAACCCCCCGACCCACACAACACCCCCAAUACCCCCAAACCCCCCACCCACACAACACCCCUAAACCCCCUGACCC